UGUAAUCCUGUCGUCUGUCAUUACAGCCAUUUCAGAGAUUAGGUUUUGGAAGACCAAAAAUCUCCGCGUUAUUCCGCAGAAGAAUCCUCUCAAUUUUCUUCAUUAAGGCCGGGCAGAGAAAGUUAAUUUGCUGAGUAUUUCAGGAAUUUGGCUCACCAAUGGAAACGAAGGGUCGUGUAAGUUGGGAUGAAGCUAAUCUGGUGGAAAUUGAGGCAAACAAACCAGUCAGGCAGAAAAUAACUGAGCCUAAGACACCUUAUCACCCAAUGAUCGAAGAUGAUGGAUCGUUGUCUCCUGUGCGGCAUAGCUUUGACGAUUGCCCUGAUAACGGAAUUCAUGCUGAAGCGAUACGGAGUGCAUUGAAUGAUGUCGCAUCUUCUAGUAAAGAUAAAUUACGACCCAUUGGGUGGCCAGAAUCUGACGAUGAGGCAGCUGAAAUGGAUGAAGAUGAUGAAGGUUCUGAUUGGGAAAGAGGCAAGGUCUUUAGGGAACAGAGGCGAGUCCACUAUGAUGAAUAUUUACGAGUCAAAGAACUCCUUGGGAAGGGCUCCUAUAUGGAAGAUGAAUCUGAUGAAGAGAACAACGGCGUGGAGAAGCAGGGUGGUAGGCACCAUUCUUCGUCAUCUUCAUCCUUAACAGCUGGUAUUAAGGACAUAGAGAUCAAGGAAGGUGGGCCUGGCAUUUCUAAACGGUCUGCUGCACCCAACUAAUGGAGCCUAGAAGCUGACCCAAAAUAACUUCUCACUGUUAUAGUGCCAUUUUCAUUACUGAUGUCAUUACAGUGCUUUGGACACCCCAUUUGUGUGUUAUCCAUGUUCAAUUGUGAUAGUAGAAUGUAAAUAGACACUUUGCAAUGUGAAAAAAGAUUCUGGUUAUCUCCCCAUCCUCCAUUAGAUUUUAGUGUCAAUGUUUUGCACUUAAAGUGGGAGGAGCACACUUUGAAAUCAUUAUGGAAGGUUGUAUUAUUCUGGAUUUUUUUUUUC
This is a messenger RNA of Ipomoea nil (Japanese morning glory), 983 nucleotides long. Its product is annotated as protein GLC8. The coding region runs from base 159 to 710 and encodes 183 amino acids. Lineage: Eukaryota; Viridiplantae; Streptophyta; Magnoliopsida; Solanales; Convolvulaceae. The transcript is spliced from 5 exons. The record is from RefSeq and is a predicted model, not a curated record. Gene Ontology annotation, molecular function: protein phosphatase inhibitor activity. Gene Ontology annotation, biological process: regulation of signal transduction.